AUUAAUAAUUGUAGUAAUGUAUAAUUAAAACGAAGCCAUUUAAAAUUCUUUUCGUCCAUUUUUGUUGCGUAUUCAUUUCACUGCAUUAUAGUGUUUUUAAUGACAUAUUAUACAGUUUAAAUUGAUAAAACUAUUUGAAAGCUGAAGAUUUGAAGCAAAAAUGAAGGAAACUACUGUUGUUUGGGCCAAGCUAUUUCUAAUCGUCAUAAUUUCAGCUAAACCUCUCGGUCUUAAAGCCGUCAACGAAUGCAAGCGCCUAGGAAAUAAUAUGUGUCUAAGCCACAAUGAAUGUUGUUCCGGUUAUUGUUUUAUGGAACCUGGUUGGGCAUUUGGGGUGUGUAAAAAAUUGAAGAGUCCAAAAAAAUCAGACCAACCGAAUAACGGAAAAAACAGCGUAAACAACAACGAACAAAACAACGAAGUACAUGACAAAUUAGAUGACGUUUUCGAAACAGGCGUUUGUGCGUAUUACAAAGGAGAGCAUAUAACUGCAAAUGGUGAAGUAUUCAAUGAAGACGAAAUGACCGCCGCUCACCGGACGUUGCCGUUCAACACGAUGGUCAAAGUGGAGACCAUGGGUACCAGUGUGGUGGUCAAGAUCAACGACCGCAAAACUUCGUCGGACGGAAAAGUAAUGCUUUUAUCUCAUGCGGCGGCCAAGAGCCUUAACAUCUACGAGGACACAGGCCCGGCACAGUGUCGAUUAAAAAUUGUGACCGAUUUGGGCUGCACUACAAAUUAUGGAAACACGUGUGUGCAGCAUCACGAAUGUUGUUCCCAAAACUGUUUCAGAGAAAUGUUUUCAACGGAAGGGUUUUGCACACCGCAAUAAUUAAACGCGGAAGUCGAGUUGCAGUCCGGCGUAGCGACGUAGAUUAUAAUUUAUAGCCGGUGGAAAUGAAACAGAAUUAUAAUUCGCGACUAAUCGGUUCAAUUUCCACCGUUGAAUAAUAAACCACGAUAUAGUAAAAUCAUAAUUUAACCGUUAAUUAUUAUUUUAGAAAUAAAUAUUUGUUCGGAAAUCAUCGAGAACCUAUUUUAAUUUAAUGUAAAUAUUAAAAUAUGUUAUCAUUUCGUUAAAAAUAAAAACUAGGUAUAUUCUGCUCCAGGAGUGUUGCCAGUAUCACAUCUUUAACAUGUUACACUUUCUUCCUUCAUAAUAUAUCAUUUAAGCUUAUUGUACAAAAUAUGUAUAGAUAGUUUAAUUUAAAAUAAAAGUGUAAAAAACAAAGUUAUAUUCUACGGCAAUAAUAAAUUAUUACGAUUCGCGAUUUAUGUAUAACGAAUGUCGAAUGUUGAUAAUAAUAACACAAUUCGUCUGAAACCAGUGGGUACGUAUACAUUUUUUUUUUUAAUGCUUAUAUUAAUGUUUGGUUUUUAAAUCAUGUAAGUAAAACGUAUAGGUAUCAAGUCUUGUAUAACAAUCCAAUUAUUUGUAGGACUCCAAUCAUUAUUGGGUGCAAUAUAUUACAUUUUGUUUGCCUA
Metopolophium dirhodum (rose-grain aphid) is the source of this 1485-nucleotide messenger RNA. RefSeq names its product probable endolytic peptidoglycan transglycosylase RlpA. The record is from RefSeq and is a predicted model, not a curated record. The coding region runs from base 161 to 832 and encodes 223 amino acids. The transcript has 3 exons. NCBI's taxonomy places the organism in Eukaryota, Metazoa, Arthropoda, Insecta, Hemiptera, Aphididae.